AUGCUAACCGGUUUUGUUUCUGAAUUUUGCCCGAGGAUCAUUUCUGUACCACUUGAAAAAAUCAAAUAUGAUAUUAGUACGCUUAUCACCAUUGAUUGCAUAAAAUGCAAAUUAAAGAAGGAGCUUGAUGGAAAGGAGUCACUGAUAUCAUCUGAGACAAAUGAGAGUGAUGAAUUAUCACCAUUUUUAGGUACCUCAUUGAAUGACACAUCACUACAGCCGUUAUCAUUGCAAAAUACAAUUGUUUCUAAUUCUGGGAUUGAUGUAUGCGAACCUUUACCGAUGAGAUGUCAGGAAGAUAUAUGGUUUAUUGCCAAAGAACAGACUAAUUCGGGAAGUUCUGAUUUCUUCGAAGAAACGGUCACAGCAAGUUCAGUAAGGGAAUGUGCUGAAAAAUGCUUUGAUAAAUGUUGCAAGAUUGCCGUCUAUUCAACCAUUGAAAAAAAAUGUCAAUUGACAAGGGAAAGUAAAAGUAAAAGUAGUGACAACUGUGAGACGAUGCCUUUCUCCUACGUCAAUCAAUACAAUGGAUCUGAUUGGAUCAAAAUAACAUGUGUAGCGUGUGGUUCGUCUUUAUUAAGAAACGAGCAGCGUGUACUAAGAACGCUUGCGGAAGAUUCUUCGGAUACAGAAAAGUCAAUACGGUUUAAAGAAGAAGGCAAAAGUGAGAAAAUAGAAAAAGUACCAGAAUCGGCGGAAGUAUCGCAGUCCAAUAACCCCGACCAACCUAUAACAACUUCAGCAGUUGAUACAGUUGGUUCAUCGCAAAAUAAACGACACUUUAAACUUGAUCCUCAAUUCAUGAAAAUGACUUGCGUCGUUGUGUUUGAAGUUGAUCCGGAAGCCAAUAUAGCUAAUUUCAAAGCUCAAGAUAGUGUGAAAGCUGACAGAAUUUUGAAAUUAAUAGAGCAAAAUGAAAGUUCAGAGCUGACCAUUGUGCGUAUCUCUGCUACCGAGAUGCCUGUAGCGGAGCCAUCUUCACGCCAGCAACUGCUCCGGGUAGCAAAGGUACCUGUGAAAGACAAUUUGGUAUUGCGGACAAUUCCCGAGAAACCGCAAACGAAAUCAUCACUUGAAUCAAUUACAACACAACCGAAAACAUCGCUUAUCACAUCGAAGAAGCAUUUGUCUGAAACAACCGCUAAAACAAAUGAGCAGUUGAUGAAAAUCACAUUGGUUCCUGACGUAAAAUUGAAUACAGCUGAAAUGGAAUCGAAAGAAAUAGAAAAGGAUGUUGGAACUACCACAUUUAUUGCCACCAAUGGAAAUAUGGAAAUAAGUGAUGGUGUGAAGGCAAGUAAGGACGAAGCAGAAGAUACUGUUCCGGUUGAGGCUACCCAAACAACACCUGAAACAUUUGUUGAAACUGGAUCCAGAUCCAGUGAGCAAACGGGAGCAUUCACUGAAAAUGUUAUAGUUGCAUCAGAUGCUGAGAUCGAUGCAUCUGCAACAGCAAUUUCGGCUAUAACUGGAAACACGAAAAUAACGACGACCAGCAAAUCAAUGAUCGGUUCAUCGAUCAGUGAUAUGGCAUUUGAGAGUAACUCAAGAACUGAAUCUGGAAUGGAAAUAUCUGGAUCCAUGUCAUCUAACGGUCCAGUUGUUAAGGAUGAAACAGAACCUACUCGAGAAUCUGAAAUAAUACAUGCAACAGUACCAAAAAUUCUAUUCGCACAUGAAUCCAAUAUAGAUAAUGAAGAAUUAAAUUCUUUGCACAAGUCAACAGCAGAAGCAAAUGCAUUGCCAUCUGGAAGUGAAUCUAAAAUGGAAUUUGAUAGAGCCGAACCGGAAGCGGUAAGUAGCACACAUGGAGAAACAAUUACAACAUCUGUGACAGGAACUGUUGAAGAAGAGGAAAACAAAGCAGAACAAAGCAGUACAAUAAUAUCAAGUUCUACAAAUGCAGGGAUUACUGAUUCAGAAGCAAUAGAUGAUAGAAACAGAAUGGAAGCAAAAACAAGCAAAAAGCAGGAUGUAUUUGAAGAUCAAGCCAACGCAGUUCAUAUUAGUGGAAUCACAACGGCAACACUAUCAAAUUCUGAAGGACAAUCCGCUGCUUCAAACAACUCAACAGCUACUUUCCCCAAACAAAAGAGCAAAAAUAAUCUCUUAUCAUCGAAAAAUGUCAAUGAAGAAUCCGAAGCAUAUCUGCGAGGAUGUAUCGUAACUUUCCAAGCGGAUCCACACAAUAAACGUCCUGCAGAAUCUUCCACGGGUUUCCAAUCCUCAACAAUUGCUCAAACUGCAGAAGUUUGUGCUGGACGAUGUUAUCAGGAUGGUUGCACUGGUGCCAGAUAUGAUCCGUCCAGCAAAGAAUGUGUCCUAGGCUACAGCGGCAAACAGAUUUGCAGCAACGGACCAUUGCACUUUUUCUAUGAAGCUAAUGAAACCAUUUGGAUUCACUGCACCGGAUGUAAAUUACACAAGCCAGGAGAUAAAGGUUUUAAUAUAAAGAUCCAUUCACCCAAAGCAAAAGUGGGAAACGAAACUGGCGUUAGUGAUACUGUAAUUACAUCACUUUCUACAGAAGCACAGGAAGUGAAGUCAACCAAACCGGAUGAAAUUUUGACGAUUAAAUCAGAAGUGACGCCAAAAGUUGAAGAAAAUACGGAGCAUAUAAUAGAAGGAAUAAAUACCGAAACUGAAACUUUAACAUCACCAUCAUCAGUAGAAGGAAUUUCAACAGAGGCAGUAAAAGUUUCAAUAACAGGAGAAGAAGUAACUGUUGCAAGUACUACGGAGAAGAAGGCGGAAAUUUCGGAACAGAAGAUAAGCAGUGAAACCGGUUCGAUAUCAACUACUGAUGAAAGAAUGGAGCAAUCAAUGAAUUGCACUCUUUUAUUUCAAGUUAGGUCUAUUGAUACUCAUUUCAAAGAGCCUAUCACCGAAUUUAUUCCAACAGAUGCAACAUCUACAGUAAAGGAUUGCGUUAAACAUUGUUAUAUGAAUGGAUGCGUUGGUGCAAAAUUUGAUCCGACAAAGAGGGAGUGCUUAUUAACAUUUGGAGAUCAUCAUCAGUGUGACGAAAAUGAACAGCAACAUCAUUCAUUGGAAACUACCGAACCAAUAUGGAUUCACUGCAUCAGCUGCAAAAAAGAAUUGACUGAGAGCACUUUAGGCUUAUUGGCUCAAGAUGCAACCACUUCACCAGUGACAGUCGAGAAAUUAAAAAAAGAAGAGCACUCGGCAACUGACGAGAAUUCUUCAACUUUGGAACCUAUAGAAAUUGAAGAAAAGUUUUCGACGAGUAUAAGUCAGGGUAUGGGAUUGGAAUCGGUAAAGAAGGCUGAAUCACAAUUUUCAAAUGAUUCAGAUGAAAUCGAUAGCAAAUCAGUUGAUAUAGUAUCUGAAUCGUCGGUAGGCGUAAGCGAGAAUGAAAAAAUAUCUUUUGUAACAUCGUCAUCUUUUGGAACUGAGAGUGUAUCGCAAACAGAAACCAUAAAACAAGAAAUUAAAAGUAAAGAAUUUGAUGAAGAAUUCGGUACCUCUCCUACUGCUGUAGCUGUUGAAGAAGAGACUUCAAGAUCAUCUACAUCACAAUCAUCAAUGGAGUCAUUGGAGAUUAAAACAACUUCAACCGCAUCUGGUAGUGUAGAAGAUUCUAUCGGAACAAGCGGUAGUGACGAAUUAGAUACUACAGUUCAACCUGAUGUUUUCACUUCAUUGAUUUUACAGACACCACUAAGCACUCCCACUGACAAUUCGGAACUCUCAAACACUAAUGAAGAUAUUUCUGGCAGUAGUAGAGCUUCUGUGAUUGACGAAUCAACUCAAACAAGCAAGAUUGAAUCUGGCGAACAGAAAGAUCAAAAGGACGGCACUGAAUUUCAAGAGGAAGCUGAACCAACAAUGAUUUCAUCAGAUAAUACUGUUAUACCAUCAUCUGCUGAUGAGGUAACAGAUGAUAUCGCUGAAAUUGUAUCCGACAUUGUUGCAAACAUCUCAAGUAAUAUCCUGGAAACUAAUAUAAAAGAAACAACCGAUAUGCCAGAAGGGUCGCAUACAGAAAGUCAUGAGACUGUCUUAUCUCUUGCACCUGAGACUGCAAUCGUAAAAUCAGACGAUAAAGCAAUGCAGGAAACACCUCAUACAGCCGCUACUCCAUCAAUUACAGAAGAAACUGAGUCAGUGGAAUUAGACACUGAAGUAACGUCUGAGAAAAUAAGAAUAUCCGAUGAAACAGCUGAUGAAGUAAUUAACGAAAUAACUGCUAUCGCAAAAGAAAUAAGCACAGCAGAAGAAACAAGCACAGUCAGGAGCAGUGACGAAAAUGGCGAAGAAACAUCCGGACUUGUGGGGAAGGUAGUUGAUGAAACUUUGUCCUCCAUAUCAGUUCCAGAUUCAAUAACUGAGCAGUCAUUUGCACAAGCAGACGUCGAUGAUAUCAUCAGAAAGGUUGCUCAAUCAAAAGACAUUUUGGUAACUGAUAUUGAGCCAUCGGUGGCAGAUACAACGGUUGAGGAAGAAGAAGCAAUUAAGAAACUGAAAGAAGAAGAUGAAAGUAUGGCUGAAGUAGACAAGAGCACAUUAUCGAAUACCGCCAGUACGUUAAUAGAUGGAGAUGAACAUGUGACAACAGAACCACCUGUGCAAGCGGUCUCAGAUUUAAUCAGUGUUUUAAGUCAAAAUUCGAAAAUUGAAGAAGUGAUUAAACGCAGGGAAAAUGAAAAUGAUGCGUUUGUCGUUGAUGAUAUGCCCAUAACAAAGAAUGCAGAUUAUCAAACGGUGACUGGUAUUGUAAUCAAUCAGCUCCAGGAAAGCUUCACCAAAAAUUCGCUUCAGAAUAUCGCUAAGAUAAAACAUUCUGAGGGAGCAAUUAAUGAAUGCCUCGGCCGAAUUGAAUUCGAAAUAUUGGAAGUGGAAGAUCUUUCACAGCUAAAUGUCACCAGUGAAAUUAUCAUCGAAUCACCAGCUGCAUGCGCGACAAAAUGCUACAACACGGCAAACUGUGUUCUGGCAGUAUAUAAACCAAGCCAGAAUGAUGAAUCAGCAAAUGCAGUAUGCAUGCUAACAAGUAAUCCUGCUGUUUGCACAACACAGGAGAAAUCCAUACCGCAACACAAAGCCGAUCUGUCACCAUUUAUUAUCAGUUGCUUGAAAUGCACCAAAUGCAAUUAUACCAUUGGCACAGUGACGGAGCUAACGAGGAUAAAUCAGGCCGAAAUAGUUGAGCCAGCACUUUCCAUUGGACAGUGCGGUGAGAUAUGUUGGAAACAUAACUGUACUGUUGCUCAGUACGACCAUAGAUCCAAUCUCUGUUCAUUGACAUCAGUGAAAGGUCAAAAAGAUUGUCCUCACGAGACGCCAAUAGUAGUAAACGGUGAUGAACCGGUAUUGCUAGAGUGUGUUCGGUGUUUCGCAUAG
Acanthocheilonema viteae is the source of this 5364-nucleotide messenger RNA. NCBI's taxonomy places the organism in Eukaryota, Metazoa, Nematoda, Chromadorea, Rhabditida, Onchocercidae. The record is from the annotation of a GenBank genome assembly.